This is a messenger RNA of Ostertagia ostertagi, 634 nucleotides long. The record is from the annotation of a GenBank genome assembly. Lineage: Eukaryota; Metazoa; Nematoda; Chromadorea; Rhabditida; Trichostrongylidae.
AUGUCGGACGGAAGUGUUGAACGUGCUGGAAGUAGGCGUAACGAGGAAGAGCUCGCAAGCAAGCAACUCAACAUUCAGUACAAAAGAUACUAUGUGGACGUGAAGCAGAAUAAUCGAGGCCGUUUCAUCAAAAUCGCCGAGAUGGGAUCGAACUACAAGUCGCGUCUUGUGUUGACAAUGUCAGCGGCGGUGCAGUUGUGUGAACAGUUGGGUGAGAUGAUCAAGUUCAGCGAGACUCUACCGGAAGGUGCAGAAGCGAGUGCGGAAAACGGUGCUCUCAAAUCGGAAGUUUUGGCUUUUGACUCGAGACGUUACUAUCUGGAUCUGAAAGAGAACCAGCGCGGGCGCUUCCUCCGCAUUGCGCAGACUGUUGCCAAUCCUCGUAUGAGUCGCGCUCAGAUUGCUAUUCCAGCGCAGGGAAUGAUAGAGAUGCGCGACACUCUUCACGAAAUGUUGGAGAAGUACUCAGAAGGUUUCCUAAACGAUGGAAAUAGCACUGAUGCCACAAAAACUAAGCAGCUCACUGCGGACAAUAACAAGACGUUUUAUUUUGACAUUGGAAAGAAUGACCGCGGGACAUUCGUCCGCGUGACUGAGGUGAAGCAGGCCGGCUGGUUAUCGAACCUCGAUAACU